Messenger RNA from Telopea speciosissima, 789 nucleotides. Its product is annotated as 50S ribosomal protein L11-like. Gene Ontology annotation, molecular function: structural constituent of ribosome; large ribosomal subunit rRNA binding. The record is from RefSeq and is a predicted model, not a curated record. Lineage: Eukaryota; Viridiplantae; Streptophyta; Magnoliopsida; Proteales; Proteaceae. Gene Ontology annotation, cellular component: ribosome; large ribosomal subunit. Gene Ontology annotation, biological process: translation. The transcript has 3 exons. The coding region runs from base 248 to 715 and encodes 155 amino acids.
UCCAUUGCACUCUCUGUUGUAAUGACCCGUUUUGAGCGACUGUGACGGCUUAUGUAAUUCCUCUUGACUGUGCAUUAGUUCCAUUCGAGAGCAUUAGAUUUGGUGAGUGGAUUCGAAGGUAUUGUUUCUUCCAUCGAUCAAGUUCAAGUUCAACUUUUCUGAAUUUGGUGCAAACUUGUGUUCCGAAUCCCCAAAAACUCUCAUCCAUAUAUCUGUCUUAAGUAACAAGAAGAAAAUUCCAUUGCCCAUGGCGUCUGUAAAAGAGAUCCUAACUCGCAAGCCGGUGUCUGCUACAAUACGGCUAACUGUUCCUGCUGGUGCUGCUCGACCAGGCCCACCUGUUGGACCUGCCCUGGGUCAGUAUCGUCUUAACCUAAUGACCUUCUGCAAGGACUUCAAUGCUCGAACUCAGAAGUACAAACCUGACACUCCAAUGGGAGUUACCAUAACUGCUUUCAAAGAUAACACCUUUGAAUUCACAGUUAAGUCCCCUUCCGUCACUUGGUACCUCAAAAAGGCAGCUGGAAUCGAAUUUGGAAGCAGUCGCCCUGGCCAUGUUGUUGCAUCGGUUUUAACUCCGCAGCACAUACAUGAAAUAGCUAAGAUAAAACAGUCUGAUCCUUAUUGUCAGUACAUGUCAUUGGAGGCAAUCUGCAAAUCAAUCAUUGGAACUGCUAAUACUAUGGGCAUUAAGGUUCAAAAGGAAUUAGAUUGAUUCAAGAAUCUGAGUGUUUUCAUUGUGUUGAACACAUGAGAGUUUGCCUUUAAAGGUAUCCUCCCAUUCAUCCU